AUGUCGCAGAAUGAGGAUCUCUCGUUUAAGCCGCUGGAUGAUUGGACCUUUAUGACUGAGAGGGAGUUGGAUAGGGGUGGGGUGGAAGUAUUGGAGAGAGAUAAAUUGACUGGAAAAUACCAUAGUCGCAUGUCGACUCUUGACUAUAAACUUGAUGUUCACAACCACCAAAGGGCUAGACACCUGGGCGACUCGACAGCGCCGCGGCUAUUUCCCAUCAACCUUCUGGUCGGUCGUAUCCAAGAACCUCAACGGUACAUUCGGGUGUGA
Molecule: messenger RNA, 270 nt
Organism: Aspergillus bombycis
Lineage: Eukaryota; Fungi; Ascomycota; Eurotiomycetes; Eurotiales; Aspergillaceae
Exons: 3
Coding region: 1-270 (89 amino acids)
Source: RefSeq, a predicted model, not a curated record